AUGACAGAUCCUUCCUACAAGGGUCAAAUUUUAUGCUUCACUCAACCAUUGAUUGGAAAUUAUGGUGUCCCCUCAUCGACAGCAAAGGAUCAAUUUAACUUACUCAAGCACUUGGAAUCACCUCUUGUUCAGUGCAUAGGGAUAGUUGUCGCGGAUGUUGCCUUAGAGUACUCUCAUUGGACCGCUGUUGAGUCACUUCAACAAUGGUGCCAAAGAUCCGGAGUUGCUGCAAUAAGCGGAGUUGACACUCGUCAACUAGUGAGCUACUUGAGAAACAAAGGCUCUUCGUUGGCGAAAAUAAGUAUUGGGGAAGAAUAUGAUGCUGAUGAGGAUGAGGCAUUUGAAGAUCCUGGAUCUAUAAAUUUGGUACGUCAAGUUACUACAAGGGCUCCUUUUCAUAUAAGAUGUCCUGAGUACUAUAACAAAGGAUAUCACAUUGCUGUGCUUGACUGUGGAGCAAAGGAAAACAUCUUGAGAAGUCUCGUAGAGAGAGGAGCUUCCUUGACAGUGUUCCAAUAUGAUUACCCCAUACAAUCCAUAUCUAGAAAGUUUGACGGACUCUUCAUAUCCAACGGUCCAGGAGAUCCGACACACUGUUCUCAAACCGUUUACAAUUUAAAGCAGACGAUGGCUUCAAAUUCUCAAUUGCCCAUAUUUGGUAUCUGUUUAGGUCAUCAGUUACUAGCCUUGGCUAGUGGUGCAAGAACUGUUAAGUUGAAGUAUGGAAAUCGCGCGCAUAACAUACCUGCUUUAGAUCUUUUUACGAAGAAAUGUCAUAUAACAUCGCAGAAUCAUGGAUAUGCCGUGGACGCUUCGACGUUGACUGCAGAAUGGGAACCGUACUUCCUCAAUCUCAACGAUCUAUCUAAUGAGGGCAUGCGUCACAAAUCCAGACCUGUUUUUUCAACUCAAUUUCACCCUGAGGCUAAGGGUGGUCCAUUAGACACCUCUUACUUAUUCGACAAGUUCUUUGAGAAUAUCGAACAAUACAAGCUUGAUCGCGGUGCGGAACAGAGAGGCAUUGCCGACUCUUUGAUCGCGGACAUUUUACCCUCUCAGAGAGUUCUUUAA
Messenger RNA from Candidozyma auris, 1071 nucleotides. It is a transcript of the gene CPA1, whose product is annotated as carbamoyl-phosphate synthase (glutamine-hydrolyzing) CPA1. Gene Ontology annotation, molecular function: carbamoyl-phosphate synthase (glutamine-hydrolyzing) activity. Bases 1 to 1071 code for a protein of 356 amino acids. The transcript has a single exon. The record is from RefSeq and is a predicted model, not a curated record. Gene Ontology annotation, cellular component: carbamoyl-phosphate synthase complex; cytoplasm. Lineage: Eukaryota; Fungi; Ascomycota; Pichiomycetes; Serinales; Metschnikowiaceae. Gene Ontology annotation, biological process: L-glutamine metabolic process; 'de novo' pyrimidine nucleobase biosynthetic process; L-arginine biosynthetic process.